Messenger RNA from Phacochoerus africanus (Common warthog), 376 nucleotides. Its product is annotated as beta-defensin 105-like. The coding region runs from base 17 to 253 and encodes 78 amino acids. NCBI's taxonomy places the organism in Eukaryota, Metazoa, Chordata, Mammalia, Artiodactyla, Suidae. Gene Ontology annotation, biological process: innate immune response. The record is from RefSeq and is a predicted model, not a curated record. Gene Ontology annotation, cellular component: extracellular region. The transcript is spliced from 3 exons.
GAGUCUUCCCGCUGAGAUGGCUCCGAGCAGGAAGAUGUUUUAUUUUGCCUUUGCCUUUUUCUUCAUUUUGGCUCAAUUUAUAUCAGGGUGCCAGGCAGGACUAGAAUAUGCCCAGCCACUUCCAGCAGGUGACUUUGCUCCUUGUGAGCCAUGCUGGCUUGGUCGGGGCAAGUGCAGGAAGAUGUGCACUGAGGACGAGAAGGUUGUUGGAAAUUGCAAGGUGAACUUUUUCUGCUGCCGACGGAGGAUCUAGUAAGCAAUAUCAGCACUCUUCUGGCUUCACACACAAGUCUGGAUGUAGAAGGAAGGUCAAGAGAAGUUAUGCAGCUUAACUAAGCCACACAAUGAGUGAGUGUCAGGAUCUUCUCAUUGCCUU